Molecule: messenger RNA, 755 nt
Organism: Trichosurus vulpecula (common brushtail)
Lineage: Eukaryota; Metazoa; Chordata; Mammalia; Diprotodontia; Phalangeridae
Gene: TMEM150B
Product: transmembrane protein 150B
Exons: 7
Coding region: 60-755 (231 amino acids)
Source: RefSeq, a predicted model, not a curated record
CCCCUUCUUUCACCAGAGCCCAGGAGUCACCGCCAGGGAGAGGAGGCUGUUCCCUGGUGAUGUGGGGCUACCUGGCCCUGCUCCCAAUCUUCCUGGCAGUGUGGUCUAUGGCUGGAGUCUGGACAGUCUUUGCUUUGGCGGUAUCCAACAAGUCUGUGAAUCUCACAGAUGGCUUUCCCUACAUCAGUUACUGUGGGUCUUUCCCUCCUCAGAGCUGUAUAUUCGGUCAGCUUCUGAAUGUUGGGGCUGCCAUGGUUAUCUGGAUCUGCAUCCUCCGAUACGUCCAGUUCCGGGAAUGGGGGGUCCCUAAGUUUCCCAAUCAGCUGUGUCUGGGGAUAGGGCUCCUCUGUGCCUUGGGGGUCUCCAUCGUGGGCAACUUCCAGCAAACAAAUGAGCCCCUCACACAUAGGCUUGGAUCCUUCCUGGCCUUUGUGGCGGGGGUAGCCUACUUCUGGACCCAGCUGGUCCUGCUGUAUCUGACCAAACCUCAGACCCAGCCAGGGGCCCCCUGGAUCGAGGCCCUUCGUCUGCUGCUCUGCGGGGCCUGCACUGUCCUCAUGGUAACCAUGGCGGUGCUGUACCUGUGGCCCCUGCGGUCCGCAGCGGCCGUGUGCGAGUGGUCCAUCGCCAUGAUUCUCUUUGCCCUCUUUGGCCUCCUGGCCGUGGACUUUUCCCAGCUGAGUGGCUUUGUUGUAAGCCUGCGGAGCAGGCCAGACUCCUGCCCACAGAGUGCCACCCACCUGACCUCUCUUUAG